UAGCAGCCUGGAUAUUAGAGACUCUGCUGGCUAAUGGCUUAAGACUGUACACACAGGAAGCUAGCUAAGCUAAGCUAAGCUAACUUAGCCAGCUAACUGUAAGUCAUGGGAACCCUGCAGCUCAGAGCUAACUACUUAUAACAGGGCUAAAGGACACCUACUGAUUUUUCUGGAAUUAAAUAAGGAAAGAUGAAAUGGACAUAACACGCACUAGACCCUCGCUCUUCAGUGAUAUCGCACAUGGCCUGGGCUUCUGGACAGACCGCUCUGCCGUUCAUGAAGCAGCAGCUCACGGAAGAGUGGCGCAGCUUCAGCAGCUGAUUCAGAAUGGAGCGAUGGUUAAUAUUGUAGCCGUGGACUCCAUCACCCCUCUCCAUGAGGCUUGUAUACAAGGCCAGACACAGUGUGUGAAGCUGCUCUUGGAGGCUGGCGCUCAUGUGGAUGCCCGUAACAUAGACGGUAGCACGCCGCUGUGUGAUGCAUGUGCUGCUGGAAGUCUGGAGUGUGUGAAGUUGCUGUUGGAGUAUGGAGCUGUGGUUAACCCUCCUCUCUUCACCUUCUCCCCCCUUCAUGAGGCCUGCAUGGGGGGUAAUUCGCAGUGUGUGCAGCUGAUGAUAGCCCGGGGGGCGUUCAUGGAGGCCCACGACUGUCAUUUCGGGACUCCUCUUCAUGUGGCUUGUGCCAGGCAGAAUUUAGACUGUGUCAAAGUUCUUCUGAAUGCAGGUGCGAAUGUAAAUGCAGCGAAGCUCCACGAGACGGCCCUGCAUCACGCUGCUAAAGCAAACAAUCUGAAGUUGAUUGAGUUGCUGGUUGAGUUCGGGGGCAGUGUGUUUGCCAGAGACAACCUCGGCAAAAAGCCCAUCCAGUACACCAAACCUGGAUCUCCAGCAGCGCUCUGUCUGGACUUCUAUGAAACUGAACCCCUCAGUCUUCAGCACUUAAGCAGGAUUGCACUCAGAAAAGCACUGGGGAUAAAAGCGCUGGAAGCCCUGCCUCAGCUGGGGCUGCCCAACCGCAUGAUCUGCUACCUCACCUACAUGCCAGCACCACCCACAGACCUGCUGACCAGCUCACAGCUCACUGCGCUCUAACAGUGACCAACUAACUGACUGAAAGUUCAGGGCAAAAAGCCGCUAAACUCUAAAAGUACAUUUUCACACUUUCUGGAAAAGUAAAAGUUUGCAGCUUGUGAAGCACUAAAUCAAAACCAUGCCUUUUUAUAUUUGAUUUAAUAGCAAAAAAAAAUUGUCAUGGAAAAUGUUGCAUUUAUAAAAUGAGGAAGAAGAGACAAACUUCCUAAUUCAAUGGAAGUCAGUUGAAAAAUAUUGUAUUUUAGUUCUCAUUUUGGAGCAUAUCUAUUGGUUCAUUUAUUAUUUAAUUAGGAGACAGUAUAAAAAUGACUGCCUGGUUCAAACAGUCAAAAAGUGAAAAAUGUUCAUAGUAGUUAUAAUUAAUACAAAUUCAAAUAAUCAAAAUGAACGCUGCAGCUUUACAUGAAAAACCAUAUCAGUAUUUUUAUCUCAUCAGUAUUUUAUUCUUAUUUUUUUAUGCCCUUUAUUUUUUCUAAAACUUUAGUCAUGCAAACAUAACUCAUGCUGGUGGUAGCCCUGAUGCAGGUUCUGCAGAUGAUGAUUCACCUCUGAGCACUUUUUUGUUUUGCAGUUGGGAUAAUGUCUUUUAUUGUGACGUUUUGUUCCUAAUCAGUGUUUGAGAUUAUUAAAAUAAGCUGGCACUGAAAAUAAAUGAGGUAAUGUAAAGGUGUAUAUAUGUAUGUACUAAUCAACAUGUACGAUGGUACAUGUACACUUUAGUUUUAUUUAAAUUCACAAUUUUGUAUCAAGGGUUAAAUUUAAUUUAAUUAAAUGUUUAUUAAAUGUUCAUAAUUGAGUUACUUUAUUAUGUAACUACAGUGCUGUGCAAAUGUUUUGAGCGCUUUUAAGAAGUAAAAAAACGAUUAUUUACUCAGUAAAACCCUAAAAGAUAAAUACUGAUAACGUUCACAGUGCAUAAAACUUAUGAACAGUACUGUAUAUGUACUAUAUGGACAAAUUCCAUAAUCUGCUAGAUUUUGGAGAGUUGCUGUAAGAAUUUGACUGCAUACAGUGAUAAAGAGCAUUAGUGAUUGCUAACUCCACAACAUCCCAAAAGUCUUCCAGAGAACACUGUAGGGGGGCUUUUUACAUUUUUACCUGCUAGCCCUUUAAAUAGCUAAAUGCAUUCUUUAAAUGGGGUGUCCACAUUCAUUUGGACAUAUUGUGUGUACAUAUAUGAUAAUACUGUAUAUACUGUCUACAAUGUAAUUUAUUUAAUAAUGGAUUCGAUUCUGUACUGGAAUCCUUAAAAGGAUUAAAAUGUGAUGUAAUCAUGAUUUUUAUUUUUAUUUAGUCAGAGAUGGCCUGUGCCAUCUGAUACAUGCACUUUUCUUUACAUGUUGAAGUCCAUCUGGAAUGGUAUUCAGUGCAUUUAAUGAUGGUUUUAUGCACUUUACAGUUGUCUUUUGUCAGUGGUGCUGUCAAAAUAAUGAAGAACUUUGAAUAAAAAGGAGAAAUAAAGCA
Astyanax mexicanus (Mexican tetra) is the source of this 2555-nucleotide messenger RNA. It is a transcript of the gene asb13b, whose product is annotated as ankyrin repeat and SOCS box containing 13b. The transcript has 6 exons. Gene Ontology annotation, molecular function: protein binding. The record is from RefSeq and is a predicted model, not a curated record. NCBI's taxonomy places the organism in Eukaryota, Metazoa, Chordata, Actinopteri, Characiformes, Acestrorhamphidae. Gene Ontology annotation, biological process: positive regulation of protein catabolic process; protein ubiquitination; intracellular signal transduction. Bases 195 to 1091 code for a protein of 298 amino acids.